Molecule: messenger RNA, 597 nt
Organism: Arabidopsis thaliana (thale cress)
Lineage: Eukaryota; Viridiplantae; Streptophyta; Magnoliopsida; Brassicales; Brassicaceae
Product: nucleic acid/zinc ion-binding protein
Exons: 4
Coding region: 1-597 (198 amino acids)
Source: RefSeq, marked reviewed
AUGCCGCUGAAGAGAUCUCGUGGUACGGAGUCUGUGGAAGAGGAGGGACGAGAUGUGGCUGAGUGUUCCCGAGUUGUAUCAAAGAUAGGAUCGAGCGCUACGGUUACUGAUGAUGGCCUUGUAGGGAUAGCCGUUAUGCCUGAGCGGAUUAUCCGGGAGGAUGUACAGAUAGGGGAUGGGAUAAUGAUCAAUAGUCAGGAUGAUUGUGUGAUCAUGGCAGUGAGGACGGUGGAGCAGAAGCUGGCCCUGAAGGAACAUGAGAUCGUGAUGGUCUAUGAUUAUGUGAGUGAUUCCUCGGGCAGUCCUACCAUGCCAUCCUUUACUCUUACCUCGUAUUCACCGAUAUCCUAUGAGUCAGACCCGGAGGAAUAUGAGGAUUCACUGAUUUCUCCAUACAUCCCGGAGGCUGUCCUUCGUUCUCCUGAUAGCCCUUUUGCACUGUUAUGGAGGGCUAACACUAUUUCGAUAGUUGGUGACGGCACCAGAGAUGAUGCUCAGAUUCUUGCACCAAUCCGUACUCCCCCGUCUCACGCAGCUGGUCCAUCAUCCCCAGCGAUUCCCGACACCGAUGAUGAUCUUUUUCUUGGUUGUACCUGA